Molecule: messenger RNA, 1980 nt
Organism: Corapipo altera (White-ruffed manakin)
Lineage: Eukaryota; Metazoa; Chordata; Aves; Passeriformes; Pipridae
Product: myosin-6-like
Exons: 14
Cellular component (GO): myosin complex
Molecular function (GO): cytoskeletal motor activity; ATP binding; protein binding
Source: RefSeq, a predicted model, not a curated record
AAUGAGACAGUGGUGGGGCUCUACCAGAAAUCAGCCCUGAAGCUCUUGGCCAACCUCUUCGCCAACUAUGCUGGAGCUGAUGCACCCGUGGAGAAGGGGAAAGGAGCCAAGAAGAAAGGUUCCUCCUUUCAGACUGUCUCUGCACUGCAUCGGGAGAACCUCAACAAGUUGAUGACCAACCUGCGGUCUACCCACCCUCAUUUUGUCCGCUGCAUCAUCCCCAAUGAGACCAAGUCUCCUGGUGUGAUGAACAACCCCCUGGUAAUGCACCAGCUCCGCUGUAACGGGGUGCUGGAGGGCAUCCGCAUCUGCCGCAAGGGCUUCCCGAACCGCAUCCUUUAUGGGGACUUCCGCCAGCGGUAUCGCAUCCUGAACCCCGCUGCCAUCCCUGAGGGGCAGUUCAUUGACAGCCGCAAGGGUGCUGAGAAGCUCCUGGGAUCCCUUGAUAUCGACCACAACCAAUACAAGUUUGGGCACACCAAGGUCUUCUUCAAGGCGGGGCUGCUGGGGCUACUUGAGGAAAUGCGGGAUGAGCGCUUGGCCAGAAUCAUGACCCGCUUGCAGGCCCAAGUUCGUGGUUUCCUCUCCCGUCAGGAGUUCAAGAAGAUCCUGGAGCGGAGGGACUCGCUGCUGGUGAUCCAGUGGAACAUCAGGGCUUUCAUGGGGGUGAAAAACUGGCCUUGGAUGAAGCUCUACUUCAAGAUCAAGCCCUUGUUGAAGAGUGCUGAGACUGAGAAGGAGAUGCAGAACAUGAAGGAAGAGUUUGGGCGGCUGAAGGAGGCCCUGGAGAAGUCAGAGGCCCGGAGGAAGGAGCUGGAGGAAAAGAUGGUCUCCAUGCUGCAGGAGAAGAAUGACCUUCAGCUCCAAGUGCAGGCUGAGCAAGACAACCUCGCUGAUGCUGAGGAGCGUUGUGACCAGCUAAUCAAGAACAAGAUCCAGUUGGAGGCCAAGGUGAAGGAGAUGACAGAGAGGAUGGAGGAUGAGGAAGAGAUGAAUGCUGAGCUGACGGCUAAGAAGAGGAAGCUGGAGGAUGAGUGCUCAGAGCUGAAGAAGGACAUUGAUGACCUGGAGUUGUCUUUGGCCAAGGUGGAGAAGGAGAAACACGCCACAGAGAACAAGGUCAAGAACCUUACAGAGGAGAUGGCCGGGCUGGAUGAGAUUAUUGUCAAGCUAACAAAGGAGAAGAAGGCUCUGCAAGAAUCUCAUCAGCAAGCGCUGGAUGAUCUGCAGGCGGAGGAAGACAAGGUCAACACCCUGACGAAGGCCAAAGUCAAGCUGGAACAGCAAGUGGAUGAUCUGGAGAGCUCACUGGAGCAGGAGAAGAAGAUCAGGAUGGACCUGGAACGCGCCAAAAGGAAGCUGGAAGGUGACUUGAAGCUGGCUCAGGAGAAUAUUAUGGACCUGGAGAAUGACAAGCAGCAAUUGGAUGAGAGGCUGAAAAAGAAGGACUUUGAGCUCAACGCACUCAAUGCAAGAAUUGAGGAUGAGCAAGCAAUUGCAGCUCAGCUCCAGAAGAAGCUCAAAGAGCUUCAGGCACGGAUUGAGGAGCUGGAGGAGGAGCUGGAGGCAGAACGAACGGGCAGGGCCAAGGUGGAGAAGCUGCGCUCAGACCUGUCACGGGAGUUGGAGGAGAUCAGUGAGCGUCUGGAGGAGGCGGGUGGUGCCACGUCAGUGCAGAUUGAGCUCAACAAGAAGCGGGAGGCAGAAUUCCAGAAGAUGCGGAGGGACCUGGAGGAGGCCACACUACAGCAUGAGGCCACGGCUGCUGCGCUGCGCAAGAAGCACGCUGACAGCGUGGCCGAGCUCAGUGAGCAGAUUGACAACCUACAGCGUGUCAAGCAGAAGUUGGAGAAGGAGAAGAGUGAGCUCAAGCUGGAGUUAGAUGAUGUUGGCUCCAACAUGGAACAGCUGAUCAAGGCCAAGGCCAACCUGGAGAAGAUGUGCCGUACCAUGGAAGAUCAGAUGAAUGAGCACCGGACC